AUGGAAAGAUAUUCAUGUGGUGGAAGAGCAGCAGGCAAAAAUAAAGGAAAGCGAGCAAUAGUUGUUGGCGCCAUAGCGGAAGACGGUGUAAUACCAGAAUGCACCAAGGUGGUGGUCAGCGGGAUGCGAGAUUUAGAUGGAGACUACCACAAGGACAUGAACUCGGAUUUAUUUGAGAUGUGGUUGACUGAAGCUAUCCCUCACAUGAUAAGGCGUGCAAAUGGCAAGCGCGUUAGCUUAGUAGUGGAUAACGCGCCUUAUCACUCGAGACAACUAGAGAAGAUACCAACAACUUCUUCCACAAAAAACCAGAUACGAGAAUAUCUAGGCGCGCACGGAGUGACGGUUCCAGAAAAUGCCACAAAGGCCGGUUUGUUGAAACAGGUGAAGGAACGGACGAUACAAUGGAUGGCGACGGUUUCCACAGAACUGGCAGUCGGAUGGUUCCGAGAGGCGAUGUGGCAUGAAAGCCAAGCGCGGGAGAAGGAGGCAAUAGAUAUCUAUCAUCAUCCUCGUCUAUUGAUAUAG
Molecule: messenger RNA, 528 nt
Organism: Cylicocyclus nassatus
Lineage: Eukaryota; Metazoa; Nematoda; Chromadorea; Rhabditida; Strongylidae
Source: the annotation of a GenBank genome assembly